Messenger RNA from Effrenium voratum, 2937 nucleotides. The record is from the annotation of a GenBank genome assembly. Lineage: Eukaryota; Dinophyceae; Suessiales; Symbiodiniaceae.
AUGGAGGGCGCCGUCCGUCAAUUUUCGAGGGAUUGCUCUGGCCAUGCCAUGCUGGCGCUGGAGCCCCCAAGCCACACAAGGUCUGCAUAUUGGAGGCCCUACGCCGGCGAACGGUGCACAACCCGCUGGUCGCACGAUGGCCACGACCACACUGCGCGGUCGGUGACCUGCGCUGCCUGCGCGGCUUUCGCGAGGCAGUGCGCGAGGAAUCCCCGGCACGAGGGGAAGGUGCGGGUCGAAGCCAAAGGCGCUUCGGACCUGCGGCAAGGCUUCAAGGUGAACACCAAGUAUCGAGGAGCUGCGUCCUAUGGCACCAUUAGCCAGGAGGAGAUGGAGGAGGCUGAGAGGAUCCGAAACCAGUACACCACAGACCUGUCCAGCAUCAAGAAGGCGGAUGUCCAGCCGGCACGGAAGAGGCUGCUGCUUAAACGACUGAAGCCUGGCUUCGCGGCCGGGAGCCGGACAAAGAGGUUAGUGCAGGUGGUGCAGCACCGGCAGGAAAGCGAAGCCGAAGUUGAGGCUGAAGAGGAAGCUGAGGCUGAGGAGCCAAACGUUGCUGAGACGGGAUCGGAGCGAUCCUCAGAGCCGGGAUCGCGCGAGGCGGGGGUCCAAGGGCCGGAGAUGUGCGGCACCCUCCGAUUCCCACUUUCUGUGUCCAACGUAGCCCUGCACCUCGCAGCUUCAUUUGCAAUGCCUUCCCUGGUCGCGAUCGUCUUCGGCGUCUUCACCGACCCCGGAGCCGAGCCCUUGGUGGUGCGCCUGCAGCGGGUCGCCACGGAGUCGUCGGAUGCGUCGAAAUCGGUCCACUUCUACGUGGGGCGCCUGGAGGUGGGGAAACCCGCCCAGAGCUUCCAGGUGCUUUUCGAUACCGCCUCGGGCCACGUUUUGUUGCCCCACAGCUCCUGCGGCACCAAUGCCUGCCACCAGCACAAGCAGUUCUCGCCCUCCCACUCAGAGACGGCUGUAGACGUGAACACGGAUGGGCUCCCAGUGCAGAAGGGCCACAAGUUGGUGCUGGGUCGGGUGCAGCGGGACGCCGUGAGCCUGGAGUUCACCCAGGCCGAUCUGGGGGUGGGCGUGGCCAAAGCGGUGCUCGUGCAGGACAAGGUCUGCUUGGGCACGGAGUUCGGGGGUCAGAUCUGCACCAACCUCGAUGUCAUGGCGGCGGUGGAGAUGCAGCAGCCGCUCUUCGAGCAGAUGCCCUACGACGGCAUCGUGGGGCUGGGCUUGCCGGGCCUCACCACGGAGACGGGCUGCGACUUCUUCGCGCGCCUCACCGAGGCGCGCCCUGGCCUGGUGCCGCAGCUGGGUUUGGCCUUCGGCGCCCAGAGCGGGGAGCUCUUCCUCGGGGGCCACGAGCCGAAGCGCAUGAAGAGCCCCCUGCAGUGGUUCCCCGUGCUCCACCCACAGGACGGCUUCUGGGAGGUGGCCAUCCAAAGCGUCCGCCUGGGCAACCUCACGGUGCACGCCUGCGCUGCGCCGCACGGCUGCCGCGGCAUCAUCGACACCGGGGCCAGCCGCCUGGGGGUGCAGAGGGAGAACUUCGCGGCUUUGCACGCCGCGAUGUCUGAGAAGACCUCCCCGCUGGUGGGGGUGGCUGCCGCGCGGCGGAAGGGCCGCAGAGCCAGCGCAGGCCGAGGGGCGGACUUGGAGUUCGACCUGGGCCCCAUGUCGCUGAAGCUGCGGGUGGAGGACUACGCCGGCCAAAACUGCGAGGUGCAGCUGGGCCCGCUGGACCUGGACGGGGAGUUCCAGAACGUCUACGCCCCACGGCGGCAGAUCCCGAAUCCCUUUGGCCCUUUUGCAACGAUUCUCUUUGCAAGCCGCGGUGACUGCGGCGCGUCUGGCUCUGUACAGGCCUUUGGGGAGAACCUGCUGCGCCAGUACUACACCGCCCUGGACUGGCGCCAGCGCCGCAUCGGCUUCGCCCCGGCCGCGCCCCGCCGCGUGCGCCUCGGGUCCGGAAGCGGCGGGUCCGGAAGCGGCGACGCGGACGCGCGGAUCUUCGCGUUCUUGCCCGGGCUCGCCGACACGGCGAACCUGACUUCGAGCCUGCAGUCCUGGGAAGGCUGGGCUCCUGCUAUGGACCUGGCCGGCGCGCGCCGCGUCGCCGCCGCCCCGCGCAGCGCCGCCGCCUCGGCGCUGAAGGCGGCGGCGCGGGCGCUGAGCGCGGCGGACGAGCACGAGCUUUGUGCCCAAGUCCUUUUGGAGCUCCGCGACUUCGGGGUCGACCGGGAGGUGCUGGAGAGGCGCUUGUCGCCAGCAGCGGCCAACGCCCUCUUCGAGGAGACGGCUCUGCGCCUGGGCCUGGCGCUGCGGGAUGCGGGACAGCGGCAAGACGCUUGGGAGGCGCUGAUGGCGGUCUGCGCGCAGCCCGCCUUGGGCCAACACCUGCGGAAGCCCUCGCUGCAGGCUCUGGCGGAGGUCUCUGAGCGCCUCGCAAACGCCACCUCGGAUCCAUACUUGCAGGUGCAGUAUCUUCAGGGCGUGCUGGACGCCGAGGUGGUUCUGCAGGCCUUGCCGCGGGACCGCAGAGAGGGGCUGGAGUUGUACCUGGCAUUGUCCAUGGAGAAGACCGGCCAAGAGCAGGAGAGCCGACAGAUCCUCACGCGCCUUGCGCGCAAGGGCACCAGCAGACGCCGAAAGCAGGCAGAGUGGGCGAUUCUUGUGCAGGACGCAGAGGUUGAAGAUGAUGGAGCGCAGAGUGCCGAGAUGAAGGGAAUCUGGAACGAGGUCCAACUCCCCAGCAGCAGCCGCCUGGGCGGUGCGGGCGCGGCCGCCCGGCGCCAGGCCUCCGGCGCUUCAAGCUUCGGUCUGCCGGGCGGGGGCGCAGCGGUGCUGGCUGUGGCACUGCUGGCCCUCCCGCUGGCCUUGCCUCUGCUGCUCCUGGGUCCGAAGUGAUCCAUUGCGACGACAGCUUCAGCGCUUGGUUUUCCG